Molecule: messenger RNA, 636 nt
Organism: Panicum hallii
Lineage: Eukaryota; Viridiplantae; Streptophyta; Magnoliopsida; Poales; Poaceae
Exons: 1
Coding region: 1-636 (211 amino acids)
Source: RefSeq, a predicted model, not a curated record
AUGCCGGCGGCGGCGUCCCCCUGGGCGUCGUCUCUGCAGGAUGAUCUGAUUCGCCUGCUCGCGUCGCGCUUGCUGGCCGGCGACCUGCUGGACUACGUCCGCUUCCGCGCCGUCUGCGCCCCGUGGCGAUCCGGCACCGCCUCCCCGCGCGGCCAAGGCGUCGUCGACCCGCGCUUCCACCCGCGCCGCUGGGCGAUGCUCCCGGAGGGCGACGGCCUCUACCCCGGCCACCCCGACCUGCGCGGCCAGGUCCGCUUCUUCAACCUCGACACGGGAGCCUUCGUCCGUGUCCGCAUCCCGCUGUUCGAGGACCACUGCGUUCUUGAUUGCUACGAAGGCCUCCUCGUCCUGCAGCGGGACCACGACACCGCCAUCCGCCUGCUCCACCCGUUCACCGGCGACGUUCUCGACCUGCCACCACUCUCGACUCUCCUCCCGCAGAUGCACGAGGAACUCCAUCACUUAUCGGCACAGGAGAAGCUUCCCUAUCUCAGAUCCCUCUCCACUACUGCUACCUUCUCUGAUGGUGUCGUCACCGUCAUGCUUGCGCUCAGUAGUACGAUAUACCGUGUGGUUCCAUCAGUUAAGUCGUCGAUCAUUCUCGUUCCAGGGCACGGCUUACACGGUGGUGUAUGA